AUGUCUUCUGCAACCAGCACAAAUGGUAGCGUGGGCAUGCCCCGCGUCCAAGAUGUCCUCCGAAGUCCAGAAGAUCUCGAGAAAAUUACGAGUUUGAAGGCGGAAAUCAACCGCAAAAAGGGCGAUGUCGACGCUAGAUUACGAGAAGGACUGAAAGAUCACUUGGACACUACACAGGCUGGCAUGUCGACGCUCUCUGAAGGACAGAAGCUAGUGGGGCAAAUCAAAGAGGAGAUGAAGAGCAUCCAUGACCUCUGUGAACAGGCCCAGGCCAUUCGCAAGAACUUCCCCCAGUUGGACUAUCUUGCCAGAGUUCAUCGGAAUUUCGAAGCCACUCGAGCGAUGCAAGCUGGUCUUGACAGUUUUGAGAGGGAUUGCUCUAACGUGCAAAGACUUUUGGAGGACGACGAGAACGAUCUGGAGAAUCAGCCUAAUCUUUUGGAGGCGCACAUGCGUUUGACUCGACUGCGCGAUUUUCGCGAUGAGGCACUGGAUCAAAUUCGCAGAGGGAGGGACUCCAGUCUGGAACAGACACUGCUGGACUGGUUUCAGCAGCUGGACAACGUCAUAGACUUGUUCGAUGACCACGUCGGUCAGAUCUGUAUGAAUCUGAUCGAGCUCGUUCAGAGGGACAACACCGGUAUCAUCGUUCGGCUUGCCAUCGUCAUUGCUUCUGAAGAGAAGAAUGAUGAUCGCGUUCGAGCAUUACAAGACGCCCAGAAGGAUCAUCAAGAUCUGGUGAGCAAGUUUACCUCAUUCACCAUCGGGCCCAAAACCAUGCGCGGGUACAAGGAGAAAUUCAUCCAAGCGAUCGAGGCUGUCGCCCAAGCCAAGUUCGAACAGACGAAGCAAGAGUUUCAAGAAGAUCCUUCCAAACUGGAAAAGCAGACCAAGUGGUAUUUCAAUGACCUCUUUGCGUGCAAGCAAGGAAUGCAGAAUCUCUUUCCGAGAAAAUGGAAGAUCUUCCAAACCUAUGUCGACAUCUAUCACAAACAGAUGCACGAUUUUCUUAUCUCUUAUGUGGAUGACGAAGGCCUCCGGCCGCCGCAGAUGCUGGGCAUUGUGCAUUACAUCGAUGACUAUUACAAGAAAAUGAACAAACUAGGCUUUCCCCCGACUCAGCUGAAACCACAUGUUCUGGACUCUCGAGAAGGCGAUUUGAUACGUGACUACAGGAACAUCAUCACCAAAGCCCUCAACUCGUGGAUUGACAGGAUGUACGUUACCGACAGAAAGAACUUUCUGUCACGAGAUUCCGAUGCCAUCGACCAGGAUCCAGAUGGCCAUUUCAGGACCAAGACGCUUGGCGACAUGUGGCGUAUGUUACAUGAACAGGCCGUUGCGGCAGGGGACUCCGAACGCGAAGAUGUGGUGGAAGGGGUGAUGAGCGCCAUGUUUAGUGCACUGAAAUCGAGACAGCAACAAUGGGAAAGGCUUAUCGACGAAGAAGUGGAUCGAUAUAAAAAUCCGACAUCAGAACAGCUGGAAACCCUUCAGCCGUUUCAAGAUUGGCUUCUCGCCAUUGCAAAUGAUCAGAUUGCCUGCGUUGAUGAUGCGGCAGGGGAUGUCGUAGAUGACCCCGCCGCACAGAAGGGCUACCUGACUCGGUUCCGCGAAGACUUUACUAAAUUACCCACCCCUCCCUCCGCCAAGUUCAUGUCCACCAACGGAACUACCGAAUUGGAUGCUCUCCGCGAUGGCUACGUAGAUCUGGCCACUCACUGCAUCAAUCGCUUCGUGCAGCUCAUUUUCAAGGUCGAUUUCCGAUCCAUCCUGACGGAAUUGUUUGUCCCUGGGAAAUGGUAUGAGCAGUCGGCCAUGAAACGGAUCACCACGACAUUCGAUGACUAUGUUGGAGACUACAAUUCAGUACUCCACCCGUCACUGAUCGAUAUUCUGAUCGAGGAACUCUCUGAUGCUCUAUUGGUCAAUUAUCUAGUAUCAAUCCGGACGAACCGAGGAGUCAAGUUCCGUCGAGGGGAACCAUUUGCGGCAAAAUUCAGAGAUGACGUGUUGGCGGCCUUUGCCUUCUUUGAGAAGUACCCCGACACGUUCAAUGAAACCAUCAAGCCCAAAUGGAAGGCUGUGAACUUCACCGUGCAGCUGCUCGAGGCCGACAAAGGUGAAGUGGUGCGUGUGUAUGAACAAUUCAAACGUGAAUACUGGGAUCUUCAGUUGAGUUGGGUGGAGGGGGUUUUGAAAACUCGAGACGAAUGGGAUCGCAGCAUGAUCACGGCCGUGAAACGUGCGGCCGCGAGUACCUAUGCCGAGCGAGGUAUGGACACCGUCAUGGGCAAGGUCAAGUAA
Molecule: messenger RNA, 2307 nt
Organism: Rhinocladiella mackenziei CBS 650.93
Lineage: Eukaryota; Fungi; Ascomycota; Eurotiomycetes; Chaetothyriales; Herpotrichiellaceae
Exons: 1
Coding region: 1-2307 (768 amino acids)
Biological process (GO): exocytosis; exocyst localization
Cellular component (GO): exocyst
Molecular function (GO): SNARE binding
Source: RefSeq, a predicted model, not a curated record